AUGCAAGAGUUUGAUCUAGCGCUUAAAAUGUGUUGCCACGAGGAGCUGUAUGAAGAAGCAGCAAAAUCUGUUGAAAGGUCUGUAUUUCAAGAACCUGUUUCAUUAAAAACAUAGCAUUUCUUCUGCCUUGCCAGUUUUAUGAAAAGAUUGCUGAUUUGUGUCCUUGGGUUGCAAUGCAUGCCGUUUAGAACCACAUAUCUAAAUAGCCUAUGAAAAUGUUAAUACUUUACUUGGAAAAGAUAGUUUAAGCCAUGGGUAGGCAAACUAAGGCCUGGGGGCCGGAUCUGGCCCAAGCGCCUUCUCAAUCUGGCCCAUGGAUGGUCCAGGAAUCAGCAUGUUUUUACAUGAGUAGAAUGUGUGCUUUUAUUUAAAAUACAUCUCUGGGUUAUUUGUGGGGCAUAGGAAUUCAUUCAUUUCCCCCCCCAAAAUAUAGUCUGGCCCCCCACAAGGUCUGAGGGACAGUGGACCAGCCCCCUGCUGAAAAAGUUUGCUGACCCCUGGUUUAAGCCAUUUCUACAGUGCAUAUACAAAGAUCUUAUAGAAAAGUAAAAGUGCUGAUUUUUUUUAAAAAAAGAAACAGUGCCCAGUACUUUUUUGUUUUUAAAUCAGCUUUGAAAAUCAUUCAGUCACUCAACCAAUGAGCUGAUUGUACUAGCCAAAUGCCAUGACAUAUAACCUGACUAUAAACCAUAAUAUGAAAUAUACACCAAUAAUAAAACCAAACACCAGUAUUAUGAAGAAAGGGAAAUCGGAAAUAUUGAGACCUGGCUCAACUUCACAUUAAGCUCUGAGUCUCCAGAACAACUUAUAGCAGUGUUAGAUAACAUCUCACUGGAUGUUAAGUUGUGCAUCUACUUCCAAUUCCCUGUUGAAGUUUACUUGUAUAUGUCUGUUUCAGAUAUCAAAAGAUGAUGAGAAAAGAAGGACUGCCAAUUUCCAAACUUUCAUACACAGCAAACCAGUUUUAUUUGGAAGCCGCUGCCAAGUACUUGCGCACAAACAAGAUGAGUGAAAUGAAGGAGGUGCUGUCUCACCUUGACACCGAAGACCAGCUUGUGUUUUUGAAAACGCACAAAUGCUUUGCUGAAGCUGCUGACCUGUUGAAGAGGGAAGGCAAAGAUGAAGAAGCCGCGAAGCUGAUGAUGCAACAUGGCUUUGUACUGGAAGCAGCCAAGCUCACUAACCAAAAAGAGUUCCGAGCUUCGUGCCUGCUUGCUGCGGCCCGCCUUAGUGUGGCAGGCAUUUGCAAGGUGGAGAACGUGAGAGACAUUUUGAGCGAAGCCUUAGAACUGUUUCAGAGAACAGACCAAAAGUCUGGUAGCGCAGAGGCUACCUAUUUGAUAGGACUUUUAGAAAAAGACUUCUAUAUGUUGAAGAAGGCCUUUGGAAUGUUUUUGCGUGUGAACCACAAUGCUGGCGCUGUGGAAGCUCUGUUUGGAGCAACAAGCUGUGAUGUCGAGAGUGAGGCCAUCUUGGGAUUAACGUCCUAUGGAAUCGAAGCCCUCCUAAAUCUGGUCAAAGCUUUCAAAAAAGCAGGCACCAACGCCGAGAAGGAAAUGGUGAAGUCGUGUUUUGAAUACUUUGGAAUUGUCCUGAUAGAUGGGAAAAGUUGUCAGGUCUCCCAGAAUGAAGCAGGCUGUAUUCUAGAACAUUUGUCCGAGAAUUACAAACAGAGAGAAAAGAGAACAAGUGAUAAGCUCAGUGUAAGCCUGGAAGAGGUGAAAUUUGCACUGAAUAAACAUUUGUUGAAUAGGCUUACUGCCGUUAUUCACCAUUUACUUGGUCUGAGCUUCCCAAAUAUUUGCACAAAGUUUAUUGCCGGCUUGAAGUGUGAGGACGAAACCUGUGAGGACUUCCAUAGCUCCCUGUCACUUCACGAGAUAAAAUCUAUAUUUCAGUGUAAAAUGCACCUGGCUGCAAUAAAUGGGCUUCUGUUAGAAGCCAAGCAAGUGUUCCCAAAAGAUUUGCUUCAUGAACCCAAUGCCAUUGAUGAGCUAUUGACCGCUGAUAAGUAUGCACUGUGCAAAUCUCUUAUCAAUGCAAUAUUUCCCAAGCAUUUCCACCUGAGGAUGGUGUCCGAAAAUCCAGUGGUAUGCAAACAGAUCCUGAGCCUUUAUCGCUUUAGCCAUAAAAAUUCUAAUCCUUGCAGGGCGGUUCUGAGAGAAUGCAUCCGGUCUGAAUUUAGAAACGAGACGGCUCAGAACAGGAGAGAAUCGACGGAUCUGUGGCUGAGAAUGAUGCAGGUCUUUGCCUUUACUUCCACUUACCCCGAAGAGUUUGAAAGACUCCUUUUCAAAGAAGAAGAUGACUAUAAUAGAGAACUGAAGAUGGCAGAUGAAAGGGGAAGAGGGAGAUCCAAAGGCAUAGAGGGCAGAUAUGGAAUGCUGCUACCUGAUAAAUAUGCAGGGAAUGCUGAAAGCACAUACUUGUGUUUCAUCAGACUCUUGCAGGACUCCAUGGACCAGCUCUACAUUCACAGAAACCUUGAGCAGUGCAGGUGGUUGUUUUAUCGUUUCAUGAAUGUCUUGGUGAAGAAAUGUGUUGACCCUUUAAUUCCAAGCAUAGGAAACACUGUGGCUUUGCUGGAAUUUCAGUUCAUCCUGUGUUCUGCUGUCCUCAUGCGCCUCUGCAAAACCAUGACUCUCUGCCUUCCCAAGAGUUAUAUUGCCCUCUUCCAUUACUGGGACUAUUUAUUCGCAAGAGGGGACCGAUGUAAAGACGCCUUCACCUUUUCUGUCAUACAAGAGUAUAAGCCACAGGACACAAAGCAAGCCAUAGAGAAAUUUAAGCUUCACCUGAGAUACUUAGCCAAUGUUCUGUGUGGGUAUGAAAACUUCAAUGUACUCUUUGAUGCUUUUGGUGACCUUGGCUUCAUCGUGUCUGGGGAAGCUGAGCGCACUGUGGUGCUUUGCUUAGUGAUGUUGGUGAAUGCUGAUCAGGUGCUUGGUUGGAAAUAUAAAGAUCGUUUAGCCAAAAUCUUUCCCACCCUCCGAGAAUUCCUUGCAGAACUGAAAAGGGACUAUCCUUCCAAGGUGCCUGAAAGAUUGAUUAAGAUUGUGGAUCUGAUGAGUGAGACUUCCAGUGUUAAAGAAGUAGUUGAUGGCCUCAAGGAGCUGCUGCUUUGUCGAGAUAAAGAGUAUUUAGCGGACUGUUGUUGGAGGUGGGACCCUAAAGGAACAAGGGUUACGAAGUAUGAGAACAACAAACCUGUCAGAGGUAUCUACUUUGAGGUUGCCGACUUGGACAGAUUUGCAUAUCUGAGCCAGGCAAGGAAUUUCGAAGAGGCAGAAAUAGAUCUUGAAAAGGACAUGUACAUCGAAGAGAGAGAAGACCCAUUAGCCAAUAUAGCAUCGAUAAGGCAGCAGAAGCAACAGCAAAAAGCUUCUGCCAAGCGGAAGCUGUGGGGCCUUUUCCUGUUUGUCUAUUGUUGCGUUAGAUGGAAAAGGAUUUCCUCUUCAAAGCAAGAAUCCCCGGAUAUGGCACUGGGAGUCUUCAAAAAAGCAGACGUUGACCCAACACAGUGUGACCUUUGUGGAGUCAAAUUUCUCCAAAGACCUGCAAACUUUGCCGCUCAGACAGAACCUUCUGAAAAAGAACCCUCAGAAGUGACAACAGCAACGGAGGCAGACUGGGAAGAGAACAUGGACAGAAAUGAAAUUUUUGCCGCUGGUGAAACGUUUGAAAAUCACAUCAUGCUGGACGAACAUGGAAAUAAUUUUGCCUCUUACCAGAGGUAUUUUGAGUUUUUCAGAAUUAAUGUGGAGCCAUUAAUCCGAAAGGGGAUGGAUGUGAUGGAAAGUAUUGCCGAUAACACGUGCAUCAAAGGCCACUUUGCAUCCAAUGAGCAAUCUAACCACAUGCAAAGUAGAAUCCAAGCGGCUAUUAAGAAGAUUUCUGAUAUGGUGGAGGACAUCUAUAGGAGAAAGGCAUGGGCUGAUGGUAAGGCAUUUCAGUUGUUUCAACGUCUAUCAUCUCAGCAGUCAGGGAAUGUUUUCCUUUGCAGGGAAUGAUACUGAAAUGUCAUUCAUCAAAAUUAUUUAGUGAAUAUAAGCAUUCUGGCAGGACCCACACUAUGCAGAUGUGAUUUUUCAACAACAACAACAGUCCACUCCAGUAAUGAAGUGUUAGAUCUAAUGCCUAGCACUUCAUAAGGAACCAGCCAUCAUGCACAUAUACUGUUAAAUAAUGGCUUGCCUUUUCAGAUGAAAGUAGUGGUUUCCUUGUCCCAAAUUUCCAUUGUUUCUACAUUCCUAUAGUAAGUGUUAAAUGGGGUGUUACCCCUUCCCAUUACACCCAUGAUCCUAAUUGGUUACAUCUUUUUGUUUUAUGUUUUAGCUGAAGAAACCAUGUCCAAGUUGGCUAGCAAUUUGAAUUCUAAUGUAGACAAAGCUUCUAAUUGGCUGAAGGAAACGGAGUCCCGCCUACUAAAGGAGGAAGGUACGUUUUAAAUUUUAAGUACAUGCAGCUCACUAUAUAAUGUUACAUCUGUUAAAACUGAAGCGUAUAUUGUUUAGAAGUGAGCAGUACUGGGGCUUGUAAGAAUAGUGAUAUACCAUGCUGGCAGCCCAUUCAGUUACUUAGCAUGGAACUUGUAAUUUGAGAUAGUGGAUUCAGUGUGUAUGCAGCCUUAUUGCUAGGUCAGGAGCUUUCCUUGACUAAAUUCUUUCUUGCUCAACUGCUGAAGGGACAGGGAAUUUUCUUUCUCCUCCUUUUGGCAAUUAGAAUUGACACAUGGGCCAUUCAGUAAGGCAGAGGUUUUCACCCUUUUUGAGUCUACAGCUCCCUUGAACAACUAUAUUCUUCCUGCGGCACCCCUGUGGGGCUCAGGAGCCCUGUUAUGUCACCCCUUGCCUGCUGAGCUGGCAGUCCCUCACCCUUUUUUUGAACAUCCUCCCUUGGGGAAUGUUCCCUCAGCCUCCUCCCAUCUCCUUGGGAGUCCUCUGGGCAGCUGCUGCCGCCACCCCUGGUCUCUGAGCUGCCACCCUUGCCCCAAAGAGAGGUGCCUCCUCACACUGCCCCACAGGGGCCUGGGACUUGUCUGCCCAUUCCCAACAGCAAGGGCUGGCUGGACUCCCUCGCCCACUUGCUUGCUUGCUUCUUGGAUGCCUCAGCCCCUGGCAACAAGCACCCCCUGGCCAGCUCCAGAGGCACCAUUCACCUACAGAGCUUGUAGCCAGCUAUACAAACUUUGUAUAUAGCUAUACAAACAGCUAUACAAGCCUUUGGGAGGCAGAGACGCAAGAGGGCAUCAGGAGGGAGGGAAGGAAAGAGGGACAGAGGCCAGUGUUGCCCAUGGCACCCCUGACCAUUAUUCAAGGCACCCCAGGGUGCCACAGCACACUAGUUGAAAACCACUGCAGUAAGGCAUUUAAACAGAAGCAUCAACUUCAAGGUGUCCUAUUGAAGUUGGAUUAUUUUCACACACAACCCUUCCGCCACCCUACCCCAAAUUGUGUGUUUUCUGAAUCAGGGUCAAGAUGAACUUGCUGAGAAAGGAGAUUAGGAUCCUCACUUUUAUUUUCGGACAUAGGUUCACGGACCUUUUAUUAGCUGCACGACAAAAAUUCAGCUGGCUCUUCUCAGUAAGGUGAUACAGUAAUUGGAAAGUAUAUCUUUCAUGCAUUGUCACAGAGCAACUCAUGGAAUGAGGGCUAAGCGACCAGAGAAGAAACAAGAUGAGAUACAGCAGCUUCAUUAGUGAAGAAGGGGGAAAAAAACCCCAUAAAGUUCUAGCAGCAUUUUUUCACAAGUUUAAACUUGCAUGUACAAGGGGAUAUUUCAUAAGUGACAUCUAACGAGUGCAAGUUUUACCUCCUUUUGAUGGCUUAAGGCUUACAUAUGUUGAAAAAGGUUUUAGAUACAAUAGAAAUUUAAGCCAUUCUGGCGUACUUGCCAAUGACAAAGUGAACAACAAGACUGUGGGACUCCACAAAACUUUUCCCCUGCUAGGAUGCAGCUGAGUAAGUAUUCCUUGGCACAUUGUUUUGUCUUUAAAAUUGAACAAUUCUUCCUCUUUCCUCUUUUAGAGUUUGACCAUGACAAAGACUUGGACAGUGAAGUGAAAUGCGAAGAGGACACUUUUGAAGAGCUUCACCCCAAGAAGCCCUCAAGAAAGAUGAUGAAGAGAAGAAGAAAAUAA
Molecule: messenger RNA, 6139 nt
Organism: Podarcis lilfordi (Lilford's wall lizard)
Lineage: Eukaryota; Metazoa; Chordata; Lepidosauria; Squamata; Lacertidae
Source: the annotation of a GenBank genome assembly